AUGUAUUACGAAUUACCGUACCUCCCCUUUCCUCCCUCGCCCUUCUCCCUUCCCCCAUCCACAUGCUUCUUCUCCCCCUCCCCUCGUCCCUCCCCCGCCUCUCCUCGUCCCUCCCCCGCCUCUCCUCGUCCCUCCCCCGCCUCCCCUCGUCCCUCCCCCGCCUCUCCUUCUCCCCCUCCCCCAUUCACACACAGCCAACAAGUGCCUCUUUUUCCACUACCAGCCGCCGCUGCGAAUGCUGCUGUACCGCUCCCCCCAUGUGCUGCUCCCCCCGCGUGCUGCCCCCAUGUGUGCUGCCCCUCCCCGUGUGCUGCCCCCCUGCGUGCUGCCCCCCUGCGUGCUGCCCCCCUGCGUGCUGCCCCCCCCGAGUGCCCAUUCUCGGCGACGGCGUCUGCAGACGUGGCGAAAUGCACCGCCUCCUCUCUUCCUCAUCUCAUCCCAUUGUCCGUUCCUUCCGUUCCCCAAUGUUCCCCUCACCCCCAGCAUUCCCGGCAACGGCGUCUGCAUGCCGCUAUCCAGCCUGGCGAGAUUCACCCACUCCUCUCUUCCUCCCCUUAUCCCUUUGUUCGUUCCUUCCUUUCCCCAACGUUCCCCUCCCCCUCCCCUCAAUCAACCUCAGCGUUCCCGGCAACGGCGUCUGCAGGCUGCUAA
This is a messenger RNA of Closterium sp. Naga37s-1, 651 nucleotides long. Lineage: Eukaryota; Viridiplantae; Streptophyta; Zygnematophyceae; Desmidiales; Closteriaceae. The record is from the annotation of a GenBank genome assembly.